Paramuricea clavata is the source of this 489-nucleotide messenger RNA. The record is from the annotation of a GenBank genome assembly. Lineage: Eukaryota; Metazoa; Cnidaria; Anthozoa; Malacalcyonacea; Plexauridae.
AUGGAUUCAGAAGAGCAAAGUACCUCGGAAUGUUCGAAACAUUUUGCUGAUGAUAGUAUUGAGUUGGCAGAGUUGCCCCGAGAAGAUCGAGGCCAUGUUGGAGUUAAACCCUCCCGAAUGACAAUAAGUUCAUUUCUGCGGAAUCCUAAACCAUGGGAGGUGAAAGGUAUAAAGAUUUAUAGUCAACAAGAAGUAGAUACAGCUGUGGGGUACGAGAAACAAAGGAGGGAGUUUUGGAACCAGGAGGCAAAAAACCUCUCGCGGUCAACAAACCUAUCGCGUGAACACAUUGCAAAAUGCAUCAACGAACGUUGGAGAAAGGAAAAAGCCACUAUACUUCAAAACGAAUUGGAUGCCAAACUUGCCUCAGGGGUACAUCAGGCAACACCUAAUACUAAGAAAACAGUAUGCAAAAAUUGGGAAAGAGUUAAAGAGCUUAGAGAUGAGAUAACUGAUGUAGAAGAAAAUAUGUCAAGAAUGGAGAAAUGA